This is a messenger RNA of Euleptes europaea (tarantolino), 1113 nucleotides long. RefSeq names its product transmembrane 6 superfamily member 2 (gene TM6SF2). Gene Ontology annotation, biological process: regulation of lipid metabolic process; lipid homeostasis. Gene Ontology annotation, cellular component: endoplasmic reticulum membrane; endoplasmic reticulum-Golgi intermediate compartment membrane. The record is from RefSeq and is a predicted model, not a curated record. The transcript has 10 exons. Bases 1 to 1113 code for a protein of 370 amino acids. NCBI's taxonomy places the organism in Eukaryota, Metazoa, Chordata, Lepidosauria, Squamata, Sphaerodactylidae.
AUGCGGCCCCCCUCGGCCUGGCCCGCCGUGGCCCUCUCGCUCUUCGCCCUCCCGAUCUCCUACGCGCUGAACAGCCUGGCUGCGCUGGAACACUCCUGGGCCGUCGCGUUGGUGGGUGCCUUGGUCCUUCUAGGCUUGUUUGCUGUGGUCUACCUCCCCAGUCAGUCCGAGGAUCCUCUCUUCUACGUGUUCAUGGUCUUUUCCUUCACGUCUGUGAUCGACACCAUAAUCGCUUUGGAAGAAGAGGGUUAUAUUGGCGGAUUCAUGGAGUUCUACAUGAACGAGGGUGAGCCGUACCUCCGCACAGCCUAUGGGAUUAUGAUCUGUUACUGGGACGGAGUGGUUCAUUAUGGUCUCUACCUCAUGAUGAUUACAGCCAUUUCUCAAAGAAAGAGUUACCGGAAUUUCGGCCUCUAUUGGAUCGGGUCCCUCACAAUGAGUCUUGUGGUUUUCCUGCUGGGUAACAUUGUCGGGAAAUAUGGGUCUGAGAUCCGGCCAGCCUUCCUCCUCAACUUCCCUUAUCUUCUCAUCCCCAUCUGGGCCGCGAGGAGAAUCUUCAGCCAGCCCAAGACAUGGCCUCUUCUCAUGGAGGAUAAGGUUUUUGAAGAGCAGAACAAAAGUCUGCUCCGGCGCCCGCUGGACUUGGGACUGGUGGGAUUCCUUCUCCUUGCCGCAGCAUUCACGCUUUUCCGAGGACUGGUGGUUUUGGAUUGCUCUGCUGACACUUGCUUCAAUUACGUGUACCAGCAAGAGCCAUACCUGCGGGACCCCGUGGCGUACCCCAAGGUCCAGAUGCUGGUCUUCCUCUUUUACCUCCUCCCGUAUUUCUGCCUCUGCUUCUACGGUCUCUUCCGUCCUGGGUGCACCUGGAUGCCGGACUGGGCCUUGGUUUUCGCCGGUGCCGUGGCGCAGGCACAGUUCUCGCACGUUGGGUCUUCCCUCCACCACCACACCCCCUACCCCUACCGCACCCCCGAAGAUGCUUGGUGGCCUGUGAUGAUCUCCAACGUGGCCUAUGCUAUGGGGCCCCACCUCCUCGCCUACCGCUGCCUCCGCAGUCCUGCCUUCUUCUGUCCGGCAGCCUCCCGAGACGAAGACAAGAAGAAGCAGUGA